Messenger RNA from Dovyalis caffra, 2451 nucleotides. Lineage: Eukaryota; Viridiplantae; Streptophyta; Magnoliopsida; Malpighiales; Salicaceae. The record is from the annotation of a GenBank genome assembly.
AUGAAUGCUCGCAGCAGUAGAUCUCACACGAUUUUUAGAAUGGUGAUUGAAAGUAAGAGGAAAGAUGCCAAUUCUUCAAACAAUUAUUCGAGUAGCGAUGCUAUCCGAGUUUCUGUAUUGAACUUGGUAGAUUUAGCUGGAUCAGAAAGGAUUGCCAAAACCGGAGCUGGUGGUGUACGCUUAAAAGAAGGGAAGUACAUUAACAAGAGCUUGAUGGUUCUUGGUAAUGUAAUAAACAAACUAAGUGAUGGUGCAAAGCAGAGGGGACAUAUUCCUUACCGUGAUAGUAAGCUUACUCGUAUACUUCAACCUGCUCUUGGUGGAAAUGCCAAAACUUCAAUUAUAUGCACUGUAGCCCCAGAAGAGCUUCACAUUGACGAAACAAAGGGAACUCUCCAGUUUGCUAGUCGAGCUAAGCGCAUCACCAAUUGUGCCCAAGUGAACGAGAUUUUGUCGGAUGCAGCCUUGCUGAAGCGGCAGAAGUUAGAGAUAGAGGAGCUGCUUAAGAAACUUCAGGGAUCCCGGGCUGAAGUACUGGAACAAGAAAUUUUAAAGUUGAGAAAUGAGAUGCUGAAGUAUGAAUUAGAGAGAGAAAAGCUUGAGAUGGAACUGGAAGAGGAGAGGAAAUCACAUAAGGAACGUGAUCAAUGCAUCAAAGAGCAGCAGAUGAAAAUCGACAAUUUCAGUACCUGUGCCACCUUUUCAGAUAGUGAUAGGAACUCUAGCCAGAAUUCUGGAAGACAAAGCUUCAAGGAAGAAUUCAGCGGCAGCAACAAUGUCUUCAAAGAAGAUGUUUUCAGAACCCCUACUUUCAAGGCAGCUCACAAUUCCUUCGUUGGCAAACGAUCCAAUUACUCCAGGCUGCCUGAUUUCAGUCCUCUACCAGAUAACUAUAGCAAUGUGGCUGAUGAAGACACAUGGUUGAAAAUGAACAAAGGAUUCAUCGCGGACCUUGAUUCAAUUCAAACGACUCCUGCAAGAAAAGUCCAAUCCCUUCCUUCUAGUGAUGUGACUCCAAAUCUCACUCAGGUUUAUUCAACUGAGAAUUACAAAGUGGAAGCCCAGAAUCUCAAAAGGCAACUAGAACUUGUCCUUGAAGAGAAGGAUGAACUCCAGAAGAAGCACUUGGAACAAUUAAGGUUGAAUGACAAUUUAAUGAGGGAGAUAUCAGAACUCAAACAUGAAACAGAGCUAAUUCGUGAAAUACCUCAAAGGCUAUGUGAAUCAAUGGCUGGUUGCAGAGACAGUUACAAAGAUGUUCUGUUAACAAUGCAGAGUUUUGUACCCGAUGGAGACCCUUGUAUUGGAAAAUUCAUAUCUACCACAAGUGAAAUUGGCUUAACCCUUUUCUCAAAUUUGGUAGAACGUUUCUCUAUGGCAAUAGAUGAUCACAUAUCUUUCAAUGGGAGUGACUCUCUGGUCCAAGAAGACUGCAAAGUGCUUUCUGAAAGAUUGAAGAGCACAAUUACAUCCCUGGCAUUAGCAGAAAAAUUAACUGUUCAGAAUACAGAAGAAAAGAAUCCAAUUUGUAGUUCCGCUUAUAAGGAAUGCACUCUGGGAGAAGAAUCUGCUUCUUGGAAGGAGAAACUGGGCACUGAACUUGAUGCUGUCAAGAAAAAGCUCCAUGCCUUGGAGAAUGAGUUAGAACACAAUAGCCAGCUUCUGAAGGAUUCUAGAGAAAGAUAUGAUACCAUGAAAAGAGAUUGUUGGCUCUUGAAAGAAGAAAGAGAUUCUUUGCUUGAAAAAGUCUCGGAGUCAUCUCAAAAACUAGCAAUGAUUGCUGUUCAAAAGGAAAACGUUUUGAAGGAUUUGAACACUGAAGCAGAGAGAAGGAAAUGUCUUGAGAAAGAGAUCAAACAAUUUAGUGUUGCUUUUUCCAGUCGGCAGAGAUCCUUCAUGUCUUUCCAGGGUGAAUUUACAUCUAGAGUUGAGAAAUUGAGAGCCCAAAAUCCAGUUUCAGCAUCUGAAUCUCUUGGGCAGUCAUACGCAGAUGAGUCGAUCAAACUGCUUACGCAAGCACCCCUCAUAUCCAUUUUACAACCCCUCCAGGCACUUCGAUACGCUUCUCCAACAGCUAUCACAGAACCAAAACCAAAGCCAGAGAAAAGGGAUAAUGGGUUUGAAAUUGAAGAUGCAGUUUUAGAUUUACUGGAUUCAGAACAAGACUGGAAUGAGCAUGAGCCAAGGAAGAGGGAAAUUGAGUCAGAGAUUGGAGAUGCCGUUUUGGAAGAGCUUGUGCAUGACAUAAACUUCAAGGGUUAUCCAUGUAUCUUUCACUGUGCUAAACCACAAAAACCCACUGAUGCAGCACAUCAAGGUCCAUCAGAAGGUUGCCAAGCCAUCGGAUGGCUGUAUGCAGACCACACUUUCGAUGUGACACCCUUAGAUUACUCUAAUUCCAGUCGUAGGAAAAGGAAGCAAAAGAGUGUUCAAGCAGUACUAAGUGAUUGA